Striga asiatica is the source of this 771-nucleotide messenger RNA. NCBI's taxonomy places the organism in Eukaryota, Viridiplantae, Streptophyta, Magnoliopsida, Lamiales, Orobanchaceae. The record is from the annotation of a GenBank genome assembly.
AUGGCACUACUAUCUCCUGCCAUGAUGAGUUGGACUUGCCGUCUUCCUCCUCCUUCUGCCCGCUCUCAUCAUCUUCCUCCUCUUAAACGGUCUCAUUUUCCUGCAAAGCUUGGUUUCAAUUUGAUGCAUAACAACAACAACAACAUCAACAAUGAGCAUCUCAUGAUUAAACGGUCUCAUAUCCCCGCAAAGCUUGGUCCCGAUUUGAUGCAUAACAACAAUGAGCAUCUCAUGAUUAUGGUGGUCGCAGAUGAUGAAUGCUCUCUUCUCUCUAUGCAAAACAACUCCAUCACACUACUUCAAUCAUCAGCCAAUAAUAAUAAUAAUAAUAAUAAUAAUAAUACUCUUCCCAACUUCUCCCGACUCACCUAUGAAUAUGAAAGGCGUGAAGUUUUGGCGUGGUGCAACCCAUGGAUAUUGUUUGGGCCAUCACUAUCACUAGAUGAUGAUGAUGAUGAUGAUGUAGACACACUCCUUCUGUGGGAUCCUUCCACCGACGAAUGCAAAACCCUCAUCGACCCUGCAUCUGGGUUAUACUAUGAUGAUGACGUGGACGUCGAAACACGGUGCUCCAAUCACAUGCUUAUGGGUAUAGGAUUCGACUCUGCACUUGGGGACUAUAAGAUGGCAGCUUCUCUUCUCAGAGCUCUAAUAUUAUACUGUAUUAUUAUGUGUGCACUUACAAGGUCAGUUGAGCCUAAUAUUCAGCACAAAACUGAAUCAAAAGUGAUGUCUACAACUCAAGAUGUUGAUUAUAAUGAUGAUGAUUGA